GCUUUUUCAAGAAAUGCUUCAUACUGCAGAGCACAAGAUGAUGAAUAUCGCCUAGAAGUUACGACUCCUUUGCAGAGAGUUGACUUGUUCAUGGGCCAAUUCAACAGUGUUCUGUUAACUUCGAUAUCUGUCUUCACCAAAGGGAACCUUACCAUCGCUAAUCUGGGAACUUCGGAGGGGCGCUUCAUGCAGAUAGUGCUUUCUCGUUCAGAACCCACAGCUCCACAUGUCAGCUUUCAGCUAGACUCCCACCCGGUCUCUCCCCAAGUUGUUGUUGAGAAUUCAUUAGCAGGUGAUGGCUACGCCCUGGUAGUGACUGGGAAAAAGAUAACGAAGAUCCCGCUGACGGGGCCGGGCUGCCAUCACUUCAGGACCUGCAGCCAGUGCCUGCUGGCCCCAUCCUUCAUGCAGUGUGGCUGGUGCGACCAGCAGUGCCUCCGGUCCCACCAGUGCCCCGGUGGCACCUGGACCCAGGAGACCUGCUUGCCAAGGGUGUAUGAGAUUCUCCCAAGCAGCGCUCCAUUAGAAGGUGGGACAAAACUAACACUGUGUGGAUGGGACUUUGGAUUCAGCAAAAAUAAUAGAUUUGAAUUAAAAAAUACAGUAAUCCAUAUCGGAGGACAGAUUUGUGCUCUGGAAGCAAAAUCUAGCAACAAAAACAAGCUGGAAUGCACAGUUCCUGCUGCAAAAACUCCAAGUUCUAAUAUAUCCAGUAGUAUUUCUGUUGGACAAGGCAAAACACUAUUCAAAACAUUUUCGUAUGUGAAUCCUGUAAUAACAAGUAUCUCUCCCACCUAUGGCCCCAAAUCUGGAGGAACAUUGCUAACUGUAGCUGGAAAAUACCUAAACAGUGGAAAAUCCAGAAGAAUUUUUGUUGGUGAGAAGCCAUGCACGUUGAAAAGCAUAUCGGCGAGCACAGUGGAGUGCUACACUCCAGCACAGCAAAUUCCCCAGGAAUAUCGUGUGAGGGUGGGAAUCGAUGAAGCUAUUCGAGACGCGAGCGGUCAUUUCACAUACAGAGAAGACCCCGUUGUUUUAAAAAUUCAUCCAGCCAAAUCUUUUCUUAGUGGUGGAAGUACAAUCACAGCUCAGGGAAUCAACUUGAACUCAGUGUGCUUUCCUCAGAUGGUGAUUACUGUACCUAAACUGGGAAUGAACUUCUCAGUGGCAUGCAGCCACCGCUCUAGCUCAGAGAUAAUCUGCUGUACAACUCCUUCACUGAAAGCCUUCAAUCUCCAACCACCCUUUGUAACCAAAGUGUUCUUUGUUUUUGAUGGUGUGAGCUCUUUGUACUUUGAUUUUGAUUAUGUAAAUAAUCCUGUAUUUAAGCAUUUUGAAAAGCCAGUGUUCAUCUCAAGAGGCAACCAAAACGUUCUGGAAAUUAAGGGAAAUUAUAUUGAUUCAGAAGCUGUUAAAGGAGAAGUGCUAAAAGUUGGAAAUAAAAGCUGCGAAAACCUCCUCCUGCAGUCAGAAUCAAUUCUGUGUACCGUUCCCAGCGAUCUCCUGAAAUCCAACAGCGAGCUAAAGAUAGAGUGGAAGCAAGAAGUUUUGUCAACGGUUAUUGGAAAAGUGCUGAUCCGGCAAGAUCAGAAUUUCACAGGACUAAUUGCCGGAGUUGUUUCAACAUCAGUAUUAAUUUUUAUAUUUUUGGUGUUUUUCCUCUGGAGAAGGAAGAAGAAACAAAUUAAAGAUCUGGGAAGCGACCUAGUGCGCUACGAUGGCAGAGUACACACUCCUCACCUGGACAGGCUGGUAAGCGCAAGGAGUGUAAGUCCAACAACAGAAAUGGUUUCAAGCGAAUCUGUAGACUACAGAUCAACUUUUCUGGAAGAUCAGUUUCCAAGCAUGUCUCAGAAUGGAUCAUGCAGACCUGCCCAGUAUCCUCACUCUGACCUCUCCCCAAUUCUGUCUAGCGGAGACUCAGAUUUAGCCAGCCCACUUCUCCAAACUAAUGUCCACAUUGACAUCAGUGCCUUAAAUCCCGAUCUGGUUAAAGAAGUGCAGCAUGUGGUUAUUGGUGCUGACAGCCUAAUCGUGCACUUCAGCGAAGUAAUAGGAAGAGGACAUUUUGGGUGUGUGUACCAUGGGACAUUGCUGGAUAAUGAUGGCAGGAAAAUUCAUUGUGCUGUGAAGUCACUGAAUAGGAUUACAGACCUGGAAGAAGUAGCUCAGUUUCUGAAAGAAGGAAUAAUCAUGAAAGAUUUCACUCAUCCCAAUGUUCUGUCGCUCCUGGGGAUCUGUUUGCCCAACGAAGGUUCCCCCUUAGUCGUUCUUCCAUACAUGAAACACGGAGAUCUUCGAAACUUCAUUAGGAAUGAGACUCAUAACCCAACAGUAAAAGAUUUAAUUGGAUUUGGCCUUCAGGUUGCAAAAGGGAUGAAAUACCUUGCAAGCAAAAAGUUUGUUCAUAGAGACUUGGCAGCAAGAAACUGUAUGUUGGAUGAAAAAUUCACUGUCAAGGUUGCUGAUUUUGGUCUUGCUAGAGAUGUCUAUGAUAAAGAAUACUACAGUGUGCACAAUAAAACAGGAGCUAAACUGCCAGUGAAAUGGAUGGCUUUAGAAAGUUUACAAACUCAGAAGUUCACAACAAAGUCAGACGUGUGGUCCUUUGGUGUGCUGUUAUGGGAACUUAUGACAAGAGGGGCACCACCUUAUCCUGAUGUGAAUUCUUUUGAUAUAACUGUUUACUUAUUACAAGGAAGAAGGCUGCUACAACCUGAAUACUGCCCUGACCCACUGUAUGAAGUCAUGCUGAAGUGCUGGCACCCAAAACCUGAGAUGCGUCCAGCCUUUUCUGAACUUGUUUCAAAAAUAUCAACAAUCUUCUCCACUUUUAUUGGGGAACACUACGUUCAUGUGAAUGCUACUUAUGUCAACGUGAAGUGCGUUGCUCCCUAUCCUUCUCUUUUAUCAUCACAGGACAACACAGACAUGGAUGUUGACACAUGACGGGUAUGUCUGAAAUCGAGGAAAAUCCAUUCUUA
This is a messenger RNA of Apaloderma vittatum (bar-tailed trogon), 2984 nucleotides long. It is a transcript of the gene MET, whose product is annotated as MET proto-oncogene, receptor tyrosine kinase. Lineage: Eukaryota; Metazoa; Chordata; Aves; Trogoniformes; Trogonidae. The annotation marks the transcript as partial. Gene Ontology annotation, cellular component: signaling receptor complex. The transcript has 19 exons. The record is from RefSeq and is a predicted model, not a curated record. Gene Ontology annotation, molecular function: ATP binding; transmembrane receptor protein tyrosine kinase activity; protein binding. Gene Ontology annotation, biological process: positive regulation of kinase activity; cell surface receptor protein tyrosine kinase signaling pathway; multicellular organism development.